AGAAACCCAGUAGCCAGGGAGCCCACACACCUUCAGUAUUUAGUAGCUGCAGCUUUAACUCUAAAGUAGUGGUAAUUAAACCCAAACAUACAGUACAGUACAGGUGAUAAAAGGAGGGAGCUGCAGAGCGCCAGGCUAAACUAACAGCAGGAAUGGGAUCAGAUAGGAUCAUGCAGUGCACCCAGCUGUGUCUGCUGGUCAUUCUGGCCUUGUCCACCCUAACUUCCUGGGCUGAUGGAUCUCCAUUAGAGGUGAUGUCUGCUCCUAAUUUGCUGCGAGUAGGAACAACAGAAAAUGUCUUCGUGGAAGUCCAAGACUGUGCAGCGGAGAAUGACAUCAAUGUUGAAAUCACGGUGAUGAAUUUUCCAACUAAAAGUAAAACCCUGAACUCCACAACUGUGACCCUCACCAAGGCAAAGGAUUUCCAGGCCUUUGCACAAAUUAUGAUCCCACCUGAUGACUUCAGUAAAGAUCCCAAAGUGAAGGAAUAUGUGUACUUGCAAGCCAAGUUCCCUGAUAAGAUGCUUGAGAAAGUGGUUAUGUUGUCCUUCCAGUCUGGGUACAUCUUCAUCCAGACUGACAAGACAAUCUACACCCCUGACAGCAUAGUCAACUACAGGUUGUUUGGAGUGAGCCCUGGCAUGACUCCUGUGGAGAGGUCUGAUGCUUCAGUUGCUGUUGAGAUUUUGACUCCCGAUGGCGUCAUUGUAAAAACUGAAUCAAAGUCCCUGUCAUCUGGCAUCUACCCUGGAUCUUAUCAAAUUGGUGAAAUUGUCAGUCCUGGGCAAUGGAAAAUAGUGGCAAAGUUCCUUAGUACCCCACAGUACAGCUACACAGCAGAAUUUGAAGUCAGAGAAUACGUGUUGCCCAGUUUUGAAGUCAAAUUGUCGGCAGCAUCUACCCCGUACUUCCAUGUGGACAGUUCAGAGUUCACCAUCAACAUCAAAGCUACGUAUCUGUUUGGUCAAGAAGUGGAUGGGUCAGCCUUUGUUGUUUUUGGGAUUUUGGAAGACAGUGAGAAAAGAAGCAUUCCUGGGUCAUUUCAGAGAGUGCAGAUCCGAAGGGGUGUUGGAACUGCCAAACUGAAGAAAGAGGACAUUAUAAAGACCUUCCAAAGCAUCCAACAGCUUGUGGGACGUUCCAUAUAUGUAACCGUCAGUGUUUUGACAGAAAGUGGCAGUGAGAUGGUGGAAGCAGAGCUGAGAGGUAUCCAGAUUGUCACAUCACCUUACAUCAUCCGGUUCAAGAAAACACCUCAAUAUUUCAAACCAGGAUUCUCAUUUAAUGUUGUGGUUGAAGUUCUGAAUCCUGAUAAUUCACCGGUGCCAAAUGUUCCAGUAGUGGUGAAUCCAGGCGCUGAGAAAACCAAAAGUUCAUCGAAUGGCAUAGCAAGACUUUCUGUUAAUACCGAGCAAAGCCUUCGACUACUAACUGUCACAGCAAAGACCGAUGACCCUAAACUCUUACCUGAAAGGCAAGCAACUACAUCUAUGACAGCUCACCCAUAUACCACUAAAGGCAACUAUUAUAUACACAUAGAUGUGAAUGUGGGCGAUACACAGGUGAACGUAAAAUUAAAGCCACAUGGGACAACAAAUGCUCAUGACAUCACUUACCUGAUCUUGAACGGAGGUCAGCUGGUGGAUUUUGGUCGAGCCAAGAAACAAAGUCAAAUAUUUAUAGCCAAAAUAAUCCCCAUCUCCAAAACUGUGCUGCCCUCGUUUCGUAUUGUAGCUUACUACCAUACAGAUGAUAAUGAAGUGGUGUCUGACUCGCUUUGGGUGGACGUCAAGGACUCUUGCAUUGGAUCGUUAAGUUUAGAACCAAUGGGAAAGAGACCGUAUAAGCCUCGAGAUAAGACGUUUGGUCUGAAGGUCAGGGGGGAUCCAGGGGCCACUGUGGGACUGGUGGCAGUGGACAAAGGUGUCUACGUCCUGAACAACAAGCAUCGUCUCACUCAGAAAAAGGUGUGGGACGCUGUGGAGGCGUAUGACACUGGCUGCUCACCAGGUGGAGGGAAGGACAGUAUGGGUGUUUUCUAUGAUGCUGGGCUGGUGUUUCAGUCCGGUACUGGUAUCACGACUCCCUUUAGACAAGAACGGAAAUGCCCAACUUCUGUCAGGAGGAAACGAGCCAGCUCUGUAAUGGACGUCAGAACCAGCCUAAUGAGUCAGUAUGGAGAUAAACUGCAACGUGAGUGUUGCUUGGAUGGCAUGAGACCCACCCCACUGUCCUAUAACUGUGAGAGGCGCAGUGAGUACAUCAUAGAUGGUGCAAACUGUGUCCAGGCCUUCUUGCGCUGCUGCAAGGCCAUAGAAAACCUGUUAGCUGAGAAGAAGGCGGAAAGCCUCCACCUGUCUCGCAGUGAAGAAUCAGAAUACAUGGACAGCAAUGAAAUUGUUUCUCGCUCAAAAUUCCAAGAAAGCUGGCUGUGGUUAGACAUCCAACUGCCUGCUUGCGAUCACGGCGAGCUUAACUGUGUCUCCGAAAAGACCUUAACCUCUUCUAAAGCUGUCCUCCCAGACUCAAUUACAACUUGGUAUUUCACAGGUAUUAGCCUGUCAAGAACCCACGGUAUUUGUGUGGCUGAUUCAUUGGAAGUCACUGUGGAGAAGAAAUUCUUCAUUGAUCUCAGGCUGCCGUAUUCUGCUGUUCGUGGAGAGCAGCUCGAAGUUAAAGCUGUUCUCCACAACUACAAUGACGACUCUGUCACUGUGCAACUGGAUCUCAUUGAAAACACAGACCUGUGCAGUGCUGCGUCUAAAAAAGGGAAGUAUCGUCAGGAGGUCACCAUUGGGGCUCAAACCACUAAAUCUAUACCCUACGUCAUCAUUCCUUUGAAGUUUGGAAAAUUCAAUAUCGAGGUCAAAGCAGUUGUAAAAGGAUUUUUUGCUGGUGAUGGAAUUAUAAAGAGUCUACUGGUCGUGCCUGAGGGUGAACUGAAAAAAAUUCCAAUAACUAUAACACUAGACCCAGCUAAGAAGGGUGGCAGGCAGCAAGAAAUCCUCAGGAGUGCAAUUUCUCUGACAGAUGUGGUGCCAAACACACCUAUGAAUACACAUCUCUCUUUGAUAGGGAGAGAGCAGAUGGGUCCAUUAGUGGAGAGCGUCAUUAGUGGGGUGUCGAUGGGGGCGCUAAUCUUCCAGCCAAUGGGUUGUGGAGAGCAGAACAUGGCCUUCAUGACCCUGCCAGUGAUUGCAACCAUGUAUUUGGACAAAACCAACCAGUGGGAAAGUGUGGGCUUCGAUGAGCGUGGUAAAGCCCUUCAACACAUCGAAACAGGCCGCACUAACCAGUUGAAGUACCGUAAAAGUGAUGGGUCUUUUGCUAUAUGGCCUAAAUCUCAAAGCAGCACAUGGCUCACUGCCUAUGUCGUCAAGGUGUUUGCUAUGGCCUCCAGGCUGGUGCCAGUAGAACACAGUCUUAUCUGUGACGCCGUCAAGUUUCUCAUACUGAACACACAGCAGCCUGAUGGCAUAUUUAAGGAAAUUGGACAUGUGUCGCAGAGAGACAUGAUUGGGGAUGUGGAGGGAAGAGACUCAGAUGCCUCCAUGACGGCCUUCUGUCUUAUUGCUUUACAAGAGGCACGAACCACAUGUUCUUCCUCUGUCACGAGUCUGACAGGCAGCAUAAACAAAGCGGUGGCAUAUUUGGAAAAUCGGCUGCAGGGACUCACUUACUCAUAUGCUGUUGCAAUGACAUCAUACGCCCUCGCCAACGAAAACAAACUGAACCGAAGGAUACUUAACAACUUUGUGUCCUCAGAUUCAUCCCACUGGCCAGUACCUGGGCACCAUUAUUUGACAUUGGAGGCUACAGCUUAUGCUCUUCUAGCUUUGGUCAAAUCCGGGGCUUUUGAAGAUGCCAGACCUGUUGUGAGGUGGUUCAAUGAGCAGAGGAAGGUGGAAGGAGGCUAUGGCUCAACUCAGGCCACUAUAAUGGUGUACCAGGCAGUAGCAGAAUACUGGGCCAAUGCUGAGGAACCAGAGUAUAAUCUGAAUGUCGACAUCUUGCUGCCACGCAAAUCAAAAGCUACCCCAUACAAAUUGAACAGGGAAAGCCAGUUCACCUCUAGAUCAGCCAAGUUCAAGGACAUAAACCAGGAUGUGACAGUGACUGCCACAGGAAAAGGAGAAGCAACACUAACAAUGGUGUCAUUGUAUUAUGCUAUGCCUCAAGAAAAGAAGGGGAACUGUGAUAGGUUUGACAUGACCUUGGAGCUCCAGACAGAGAAAGUGGAAGAAGAUACAACCACAUACAAGCUGAUAAUAAAGCUUUUGUAUAAGGACAAUGAGCACGAUGCAGCCAUGACAGUCGUGGACAUUGGCUUGCUAACUGGCCAGACUCCAGACAAGGACGACUUGGACUCGUUGUCCAAAGGCCAUGCCCGCACCAUUGCAAACUAUGAGAAAAACACAGACCUGUCAGAAAAAGGGUCACUCAUCAUUUACCUUGACAAGGUUUCUAACAAGAAAGAAGAAGAGAUCAGCUUUAGGCUCCAUCAGAGUGUCAAAGUGGGCAUCUUACAACCAGCCGCUGUGUCUGUCUAUGAAUUCUAUAAUAGAUCUCAAUGUGUGAAAUACUACCACCCAAAGAGGCAACAAGGAGAGCUGCUGAGGCUCUGUCAAAACAAUGAAUGUAUAUGUGCUGAAGAAAACUGCUCUAUGCAGAAAAAAGGCUCAAUCCCAAAUGAAAACCGGGCCACGAAGGCUUGUGAGAGCACAAUAGACAGCAAAAUUGAGUAUGUGUACAAAGUAAAACUGGUAGAGUUUAAAAACAGUUUGACCACGGACAUUUACACAAUGCAGAUACUGGACCCCAUCAAGCAAGGGAGUUUUGAUGUUGGACCUCAGGGUAACCGCACUUACCUCGGUUAUCCUCACUGCAGGGUUGGUUUAGGUCUGGAGACAGGCAAAACCUACCUUAUCAUGGGCACAUCAAAAGACAUUUAUAAAGAUGAGAAAAAACAACUUUAUCAGUACGUGCUGGGGGAGAACACCUGGAUUGAAUACUGGCCGACCAGCAAAGAGUGUCAAAUGAGCAACCACAGGGCUACAUGCGUGGGCCUAGAGUUUAUGGUUAACCAGAUCACUGUCUUCGGAUGUCAGCAGAAGUGAACAACACAGGCUGUUGAUCUGUAAAACUGUGGUUGAUGACUGUUUCCUACAGUACCUAUAAGAUUAGAGUCCUACUCUAGGUCACCAGGCAUUAAAAUUUAUGUGGUCAGCUCUUA
Messenger RNA from Betta splendens (Siamese fighting fish), 5233 nucleotides. Its product is annotated as complement C3-like. NCBI's taxonomy places the organism in Eukaryota, Metazoa, Chordata, Actinopteri, Anabantiformes, Osphronemidae. Gene Ontology annotation, molecular function: protein binding; endopeptidase inhibitor activity. The record is from RefSeq and is a predicted model, not a curated record. Gene Ontology annotation, cellular component: extracellular region. The coding region runs from base 153 to 5117 and encodes 1654 amino acids. The transcript is spliced from 43 exons.